UUCCAAACAAUGCUCCGGUGGCUCAUCAUAAUAUAACCGGGAGCGUUCACGAGAGUCCAGAAGUCUGCGCGCGGACAGUCUGUGAGCUCGCGCGUCGGUGCGCGGUGGGCCCAGACAGCAUUCAAAACGAGCCGUUUAGUUCUGUCAGUGUUUACGGGGUGUAAUGGUUCAGUCCAAAGUGUGAUCACCUUUGGGACUGAGCAUCUCUCCCUUCAUACGUAAGCGCGACUCCGUACCGUCUACACAGGGAUCCUCCCCGGUCGGGAUGCGCUCGUGACGAUGCGUCGGGGCUAUUAUGAUGCGCGCCGUUCUUAAGAAGCAGGCGUAAACAGAUCAAUAGAAGCCGUGAUCAACAAGCGUAUCCCCGCAGUAAUGUAAAGAUGGCGAGACUGCUCCAUAACUUGCUGUUGUUGACAGUCGGGCUGACGCUGAAGAUCAGAGUGAUGGGAUACUGGUCUCUCAUCUAUGGAUACUGCGCGUUAUGCACGGGCGUAGCGCUGAUCAAACUUGGCUGGAAUAUCAUCCUGCGACCGUCAACAACCUUUCAGUGGACGGUUCGUGAGAUUCCCCCCUCGUGCCUGAAUGACACGUCCUUGGGAACCCACUGUUAUGUUAGAAUCAAGGAGUCUGGACUCCGAUUUCACUAUGUUGCUGCUGGGGAACGAGGCAAACCGCUUAUGCUGUUUCUGCAUGGAUUCCCAGAGUUUUGGUUCUCAUGGCGUCACCAGCUCAGGGAAUUUAAGAGUGAGUUUCGCGUGGUAGCAGUGGAUAUGCGAGGCUACGGUGAGUCUGACCUGCCCUCGUCCACUGAGAGCUACAGACUGGACUACCUUGUCACCGACAUCAAGGACAUUGUGGAGUAUCUGGGAUACAACAGAUGUUUUCUCGUGGGCCAUGACUGGGGUGGCAUCAUCGCAUGGCUCUGUGCAAUUCACUACCCUGAAAUGGUGACAAAACUCAUAGUGCUGAACAGCCCUCACCCCUGUGUAUUCACUGAUUAUGCCCUUCGACACCCAAGUCAGAUGCUCAAGUCAAGUUACUACUUUUUCUUCCAGUUGCCAUAUUUCCCAGAGCUAAUGCUUUCCAUCAAUGAUUUUAAGGCACUGAAGAGUCUAUUCACCAGCCGCAGCACAGGCAUCAGUUGUAAGGGCCGCUGGCUCACCACAGAAGACCUUGAAGCUUACCUGUAUGCCCUCUCACAGCCAGGGGCCCUCACUGGGGCUCUUAACUACUUCAGAAAUGUCUUCAGUGUCCUCCCACUGAGUCACAGUGAAGUGAAGUCUCCAGUAUUGCUGUUAUGGGGAGAAAGAGACGCGUUCCUGGAGCAGGACAUGGCCGAAGCCUGCCGUCUGUACAUCAGAAACCUUUUCCGCCUCAACAUCAUCUCUGGAGCCAGUCACUGGCUUCAGCAGGACCAGCCCGACAUCGUCAAUAAACUCAUAUGGACUUUCAUCAAGGAGGGAGAAGGCCGGAAAAACUACAGGAACUUAUAAUGGGGUCCUUCUCCCUCUAGAGCUCGUCUACAGAGGGGACCAGAGAAAUGCCUGUGAACACAAACCAAUGUAAUGUUUAAUGCAAUCGUCGUUUUAAAUUUGAUACAUCUAAGAUAUAGAGAUGAUUCAACCUUCAGUGAAGAGGAACAGAAUAAAAGCACAUUUUAAUUGGAGGGGUUGAAUAGAGAGUAGUGUGUUCAAUCAGUUUUUUUUUUUCUCAAGUUUGCACAUGACAUUCGCCUUAAGGUUUCUUGGUGAUAGUGUUUAAAAGUGUGUUGCAAAAUGUCUGUAAAUUGUAUUGUGUGGUGCCUUUUGACAUACCAUUUUGCAACAUAAAAGAUGUGCCAUGUUUUUCUGAGACAGAGCUCUGGGUUGUGAGCCAUUUGUAUCAUGAGUUUUGCUACUCUCUAUAACACAAAACACAGGGGUCCUAAACCCCCUCCACUUCUCUAUCAGGUAGUGUUGUCUUAUAGUGGAAAGUAUUGUUCUUCUUUUUUUGUAUUUAAUAUAUAUAUAUAUAUAUAUAUAUAUAUAUAUAUAUAUAUAUAUAUAUAUAUAUAUAUAUAUAUAUAUAUAUGGCUUAAAUAUUUGAGAAUGUCAUUAUUUUGAUCUUACUGUAUAAUAAAACAAAGUGAUGUUUCAAUAUUGUACACUUUUUUGUAUCUCUUCCUAAAAACUGCAUCUAACAGUAGAACCAGCACUGCGCCAUUUUGAUUUUAUAAGCAAAUAAAUGAUUGCCGGAACUCA
Molecule: messenger RNA, 2240 nt
Organism: Danio rerio (zebrafish)
Lineage: Eukaryota; Metazoa; Chordata; Actinopteri; Cypriniformes; Danionidae
Source: RefSeq, a predicted model, not a curated record